AACUGAGAAAAAAACAGGAACCAGGAGCUCGGAGGAGGCGCAUCUUGGCCACCGGGGGGCGCACCUCCUCUAAGGCCACCCCUCAAACAAACCCGAAACUCUGGAUCUGAAGCAGCAGGUGGAAAUUAAAAAAGAAAGAAAGUUAGAGAAGCAGAAAAGGUGUGAAGAGCAGACAAGGUUUAUAUCAGCUGUUACAGAGAAUGACAAGGAGGAGGAAGGAGGAGGAAGGAGGAGGAAGGAGGAGACUUAGUUCUGCAUUAGACGUUGUGAAAGAGUGACGACAGGAAACGGAUGAAACACUCAACGUCUCUGCAUCACACCACAAACUCGGUGAGGACGAUAGAGGCGAAGAACAGCAAAGAAGGAGGUGAAAGAGGAGCAGAGAAAGAGAGCAAGAGGAGGGGAGGAGACAGGACGAGGAGGUGAAGGAGAGCAGAGGACGGGGACAGGAAGGAGGAGAGGAAGCUGCAGCCAGAAGAGGAAGAAGAAAACUGGUGAGAAGGAGAUAAGGCCCUGAACGAGGAGAGAGGAGGAGGAGGAGGAGGUCAACAAGAGGAGAGACGGCAGAAGAAGGAGGAAGAGGAUAUACAAGAAGGAGAAAGAGGAGGAGAAGCAGGACGAGGUGAGGAGAGGAGGAGAGGAGGAGCAGAGUCAUGGAGGAGGACAUCAGGAAGCAGGGGAUGCUCUUCCUCCAGCAGCAGAGGUUUGGAAAGAAGUGGAGGCGAAUCUGGUGCGUCCUCUACAGAGAAAGUUCCUGUUCCAUCUCCAGACUCGAGUUCUUCGAGUGCAACAAGGAUGCAGCCAACGCGGAGAAGAGCGACAAGAGUCUACGCAAACAGCAGGAGCACAAGAAGGUGAUCCGUCUGUCCGACUGUAUCCGGGUGACGGAGGUGGACAUGGACGGAUGUCCCCGGGACACCGGCUCCUUCCUGGUGGAGACGACGGACAAAAUCUACACGUUUGCUGCCGAGAGGAAAGAACUGGAGGACUGGACCCACAAGCUGUGUGAGACGGCUUUCCCUAUGAGCUGGACGGACCCCGGGGUGAAGAGAGGGAGUCUACAGAGAGGAACCAGGGUGGACGAAGACGAAGGAAUGGAGGACAACUCACUGUACAGCGGCCGAGAGACAGUGCGUGACUUCAGAGUUUGUGUGCGGAGGACGGAGGCGUCAGACCGCUGCAGACUGAAGGGGGACACCGUCCUCAGAGCGGACAGGGACGCUCUGCACCUGCUGGACAAGACGGGGGACAUCCUGUACACCUGGCCGUACAGAUACCUGCGACGCUUCGGCCGGGACAAGUCCACCUUCUCCUUCGAGGCCGGGCGCCGCUGUGACUCUGGGGAGGGAAACUUUGAGUUCGACACCAAACUGGGGAACUCGCUGUUCCAGGCGGUGGAGGCGGCCAUCAACCUGCAGAAGACCUCCCACCCCCACCGACAGACGUCUGGGGGGGGCCAGGUGAGUCCAGACACCACCCGCCACCUGAACCUGCCCCCCCCACCCCUCAACCCGCCUCUGGGCCAGGGCAGGACGCCUCCUCCACCCCGAAACCAAGUCCCACAAUGCACUGCUGCACAGGCGGGUGAUGGAGUCUACAGCAUGGUGACAGAACCUCCUAAACACCACAAAGACAGUAGCACUCCUCCUCUUCAUCACCAUCCUCCUCCUCAGCAGCAGCAGCCACAGCGCCCCCCCCUGACCCGUCUGGAGCCUCCAGUCGACAAAACUCUGACCGGGGUGAAGAGUUUGACUCUGGACACUCGCGGUGCGCCCCCUCCCAGGAAGAACCAGGUGAAGAUGAUCUCCAGCUGCCCUCUGCCCCAUGAGUCCGGCCCCAGCCUGGCCCCGGGUCCCGGCCCCCCCCCGAACCCCCGCCACAGCCCCAAACUGAGCUCCACCCCGAGCCAGGACCAGACAUACUCCCAGAUCUCCAUGCCGACCCGCCGGGAGAAGAGGACUGUUGUUCCCCCUCUGAUCACCAAGGAGCCGGAGUACUCCCUCCCCUUUGACAACCUCACCCAGAGCCCGGGGGGGGACGUCCUGGGAGCCCCCCACCAGGACCGCUGCCGGUCCGGGGAGUUGGUGGCCGCCGACCCGCUCUACGACAGCAUUGACGAGAUGAAGAUCAGGAACGUGUUCCACAACGAGCCCAAGCUGGAUCACAUCUACGACGAGCCCGAAGGCUUUGCCAACGCUACCGCUAAGGCCGCCGCCGCCGCCGCCGCUGCCACCGCCGCCGCCACCGCCGCCGCCGCCGCUGCCUGCCUCUACGAUGACCCUGAAGAAAUGAGAGGAGGCGCCUGGAGGGUCAUGGGAACCACCGCUGACCCUAAAGGUCACGAGUACCCCUACAACGCCCGGGUGGACGACUACGCCGUACCCAAACGAGCCCAGAGAGCAUUUCCUGCCCCUCAGAGCACCAGCGAAGAAGAAGAGGAGGAGGAGCAAGGAGAGGGGGAGGAGCCCGGGGAAGAGGAGUCCUCAUUGGAAGGGGAGGGGCCAGGGGAAGGGGAGGGGCAAGAUUCACCGUACAACAACGUGAUGGUGAAAAUAGGUUAGAGAAGAAGAACCACAUCGUCUUCAUUGUCCCUUCUUAAACCUCAUGAAUCUGACCAGCUGGACCUGGUCCCAGUCCUGAACCUGGACCUGGACCUGAGGUGUCCAUGGCUCAGACGCUGGAUCAGGACCUGGUUUCAGAAGUUGGAUGAUGAAUCUGGUUCCUGUUGUUUUCUUUCAGAUUUAUUUAUGAGCUCCAUCUGUGACAAACUGUUAGUGUCUUUGCUUUAAAUAAAAUAAAUCAAAAUAAAA
Mugil cephalus (flathead mullet) is the source of this 2810-nucleotide messenger RNA. RefSeq names its product docking protein 2 (gene dok2). Gene Ontology annotation, cellular component: cytoplasm. The coding region runs from base 654 to 2561 and encodes 635 amino acids. The transcript has 8 exons. Gene Ontology annotation, biological process: positive regulation of MAPK cascade; cell surface receptor protein tyrosine kinase signaling pathway. NCBI's taxonomy places the organism in Eukaryota, Metazoa, Chordata, Actinopteri, Mugiliformes, Mugilidae. The record is from RefSeq and is a predicted model, not a curated record.